AUGUUGUGGCGAGACCUGAAGAAGUUGGUACAUGCCAGAUGUCCCUCCAACCUCUCUCAACUGGCUGAGUUCUGCAAGAAGGAGUGGGCAAAUAUCCCCAUAAGCAGAUGUGAGAGACUGGCAUUUGGCACUUCUCAGGAGGACUUCUCCAGAUACAUAUUAAACGGCAUUGUAUUCUGGAGUAGUGUCGUAAAAGAAAUCCUCAGCCUUGGAGAGCUGCUGGUGCAGCAAAUAAAGUCCAGUAGCCGCACACCACUCAUAACAGUGCUGCUUGAGGGUCGUCCUGACAGUGGUAAGACUGCACUUGCAGUAAAUAUUGCUAUGAAGUCGCAGUUCCCAUUUGUCAAAAUAUGCUCUACAGACGAGAUGAUGGGGUUUUCAGAGCUGGAGAUGUGCCACGCCAUAAAAAAGGUAAAGAUGAAGCACUGGACAUAA
Messenger RNA from Clarias gariepinus (North African catfish), 435 nucleotides. Its product is annotated as vesicle-fusing ATPase-like. Bases 1 to 435 code for a protein of 144 amino acids. The record is from RefSeq and is a predicted model, not a curated record. The transcript has 3 exons. Gene Ontology annotation, cellular component: Golgi stack. Lineage: Eukaryota; Metazoa; Chordata; Actinopteri; Siluriformes; Clariidae. Gene Ontology annotation, molecular function: ATP hydrolysis activity. Gene Ontology annotation, biological process: SNARE complex disassembly; intra-Golgi vesicle-mediated transport; Golgi to plasma membrane protein transport.